AUGAGAGUGACGCACGUCGUCAAACCAAGAAUCAUUCCUACAAAUGCCAGGUAUGAAAAGUUUCGUGCUACGGAUCCGAUUAUAUCGUCGCACUACUAUGAGUCGAAGCAGUCUUAUGAAUGGCGGGACGUUAUGGAAAAGCCUGGCUUCGAGGCGGCCCCAACAGAAUCGUUUGCACAUGCCCCAUUGGCUGAUGUAUGGGCGCACAUUUGUCCCGGUCUCAAAGUUGAAAUCAUCAACGUUGAUUACGUCGCCGACACGAAGGACGUCACCGACAGUGUCUAUUGGCUUGCGGCGAUCAUCAGUGUUUCAGGAUACAAGGUGCUGUUAAGAUACGAAGGUUACGGCAGUGAGUCAUCCCACGACAUCUGGACGAACUUGUGCUCACCGGAUAUCCAUCCAAUUGGCUGGGUGGCUGCCCACGGUAAACUGCUCAUACCUCCGCGCGCCAUUGCCGAAAAGAUCAGCGAUUGGAAGUCGUUUAUGGUGAAACGCCUGAUUGGCUGUCGCACGCUGCCCUCCGGAUUUCAUGAACUCGUAGGUUAUCUUGCUUGUGGCUAUGGAGUUCACCCAUGUGCCGUACAGCUCAAGAAUAGUAUCCAAUGCCGAUUUCCUGUUGGCACGAUGCUGGAAGCGACCGAUCGGUCUCGUAUGGAUGGCGUGCGACCCGUGGUGGUCAAGGAGGUGGUCGGGCAGCGGCUGCGAGUGGCGUACGUCGACGGGGACAGCUCCAACAACAAGCAGGCGGACACUAACGGCGACGCCGGCGAAGACAACGAUUUCUGGUGCAGCGCUUACUCCCAACUGCUCCACCCCGUCGGUUGGGCGAUGAGAAUAGGCCACGUUCUGCGCUGUUCCCCCGAGUACAGAAAACAGUGCGCAGACAAACUGAAACAGCAGACUUCGAGUUCGUCGUCUCAGCUGUCAUCAACCGCUAUAGACUGGAGUCCGUUCAACGAGCCAAACCAUGACACCAGUCAUCCAAAAGGUGAACCUUCUGUUUUGGAUCUUUUCGAUUUUCAAGAAGGCAUGAAGUUGGAGGCGGUCGACCCAUCAGACCUUGGCCGUAUCACUAUCGCAACUGUGUGCAAAGUUCUCAAAGAUCACUAUAUGAUGAUUAAAUUCGACGGAACGACGGACUCAUUCUGUUACCAUCGCACUUCUCCUUUCAUCUUCCCUCCUGGGUUUUGUGAGGCAAACAACAUCGAGCUUACCCCGCCAAAAGGUAAGUUAGUUUUAUCGUUCAGCACUUUGUGCGCUAUGUGA
Soboliphyme baturini is the source of this 1266-nucleotide messenger RNA. The record is from the annotation of a GenBank genome assembly. Lineage: Eukaryota; Metazoa; Nematoda; Enoplea; Dioctophymatida; Soboliphymatidae.